AUGGAUAUCUACUUUCUGUUUUUGGAGAGAGUGGGCGACGCCGUCUGCGCUUCCGAGGACGACUUGGAAUCACUCCCUCUCGCGACAGAAACCUCGAUUGUGGCCCUCUACGAGGCACUCCACGCCGUUCGGGUCGUCCACUUCCGCCACAUCCGCCGGCGGGCUGACGGGAGCCUGUGCUUGAUUGAUUUCUCGGGACCGAAAAUCGCCUCGGAGGGUGAAAAGGGCGAUAGGGAGUUGGCAUUAGAGAUGGAGAAGGUCAUGGAAAUGCUGGAGCUGGAAGUCUUGUGA
This is a messenger RNA of Cryptococcus wingfieldii CBS 7118, 291 nucleotides long. RefSeq lists its product as hypothetical. The coding region runs from base 1 to 291 and encodes 96 amino acids. The transcript has 2 exons. The record is from RefSeq and is a predicted model, not a curated record. Lineage: Eukaryota; Fungi; Basidiomycota; Tremellomycetes; Tremellales; Cryptococcaceae.